AGACUGUGAUUGUGCAACUGCGUGUGCAUGGGAACAGGCGCCUGCCUGGUCCUCUCUGCGAGACAAGCAACACAGUUUCCAUUUUGUCUCUUUCUAGGGGAUGUUUGUUCUGGGCCUGCCCUAUGCCAUCCUUCAUGGUGGAUACCUAGGACUAUUUUUAAUAAUUUUUGCUGCGGUGGUUUGCUGCUACACUGGGAAAAUCCUUAUUGCCUGUCUUUAUGAAGAGAAUGAGGAUGGGGAGAUAGUCAGGGUGAGAGACUCCUAUGUGGACAUAGCAAACGCUUGCUGUGCGCCCCGCUUCCCCACGCUCGGAGGCAGAAUCGUGAAUGUGGCUCAGAUCAUUGAACUGGUCAUGACCUGCAUUCUCUAUGUGGUGGUUAGUGGGAAUCUGAUGUAUAACAGCUUCCCAAACUUGCCUGUCUCCCAGAAGUCGUGGUCCAUCAUUGCCACGGCAGUGCUCCUGCCUUGCGCGUUCUUGAAGAACCUCAAGGCAGUCUCGAAGUUCAGCUUGCUCUGCACAUUAGCCCACUUUGUGAUCAACAUCUUGGUGAUUGCCUACUGCCUCUCCAGGGCACGUGACUGGGCCUGGGACAAAGUCAAGUUUUACAUUGACGUGAAGAAGUUUCCAAUCUCCAUUGGUAUCAUUGUCUUCAGCUACACCUCCCAGAUCUUUUUGCCUUCCUUGGAGGGGAACAUGCAGAACCCCAAGGAGUUUCAUUGCAUGAUGAACUGGACUCACAUAGCAGCUUGCAUCCUUAAGGGACUCUUUGCCUUGGUCGCCUAUCUGACCUGGGCCGAUGAGACCAAGGAAGUCAUUACAGACAACUUGCCAUCUACCAUUAGGGCAGUAGUCAACAUUUUCUUGGUGGCCAAAGCCUUGCUUUCUUACCCCUUGCCCUUCUUUGCAGCUGUAGAAGUCUUGGAGAGGUCCCUUUUCCAAGAUGGAAACAGGGCCUUCUUUCCUAACUGCUAUGGGGGUGAUGGGAGGCUCAAAUCCUGGGGACUCACCCUCAGAUGUGCCCUGGUAGUUUUCACCUUGCUGAUGGCUAUCUACGUCCCUCAUUUUGCCCUCUUGAUGGGUCUUACUGGGAGCCUCACAGGCGCAGGUCUCUGUUUCCUGCUCCCCAGUCUUUUCCACCUCAAACUCUUGUGGAGGAAGCUCUUGUGGCACCAUGUCUUCUUUGACGUAGCCAUUUUCGUUAUAGGUGGUAUCUGCAGCGUGUCUGGGUUCAUCCAUUCUUUAGAAGGCCUAAUAGAGGCCUUUAGAACCAAUGCUGAAGACUAAGGAGUGGCCAAAGUUGGUUGCAUUAAAAGAGAAUUGCAUUGAACAUCCGCAUAGCCAAAUAAUUCUGCAUCCUUUUAAUGAAGAGUCAUUAUUUUAGUUAUGUGCAUCCAGCAAAUUCUAUGUCAUAGAAUCUAAAAAUGAAAUGAAAUAAAAAGAAAUAAAAGUGUUUGCCCUACAGUCUUUUUAAAUAAGCUAAGAAUUAAAUAUUUUUUUUUUGUUAUUUAGGACUUUUCGAAGGAAAAUAUCUGAUACCCCACCCCAUCUCCUCACUAGUUGCCUGAAGCUUGGCUCCCAGCAAAUAAUCUAUUGGGAAACAAUUCGUUCUCAAUACCCUUUACAGAUAUGCAAUUCAGAGUUUCAGGAGCUGAAACACGGUUGCCAAUCCAAUGGAUUUGGUUUACUGUGCUUACAAUUAGAAGGAAGUUAAUAGUAUGUGCUGGGAGCAGGAACCUUGUGAGACAGAUGUAGAAGAGACCUAGAUUGUAUGAACAGCCCGACAAGUCCAAGCAACAACUGAUGACCAGUGAUGCCAGUUAACUGUAAUGUUUACACUGUAGUCACAUAGUCCAUAAAGACUGCUUAAUUCUUCCAUCUCAAUUCAUACUAAGGAAUGGCGCUUCCCAUCGAUUACGAUAUUUUGCCUCCGGCUGAAAUCACAGAAUCUGGAGUCCACUUCUUGGUGAUUUUUUGUUUGUUCGUUUGUUUUGUUUGAACAUGUGUUACUUCUAAAUUAUGAAAAGAAAAAAGUUGUUGGAUUUGACAUUGUUCAGGAUACAGAAACAAAACUAAGACACAACUCAUUCUGUGCAAUCUACCAGAUCCGUGGAGCUGUUUCCAAUGUAUGUGUGGUGUAAUUGUGGUAAAUAAGAUGAAAAAUGUAUAUCAGAAAAAAAAGUCUAUCUUUAACAUAUAAUGUGGUACAUAAAUAUAUCAAACAAUAAAGAGGAAACAUAACC
Struthio camelus australis is the source of this 2241-nucleotide messenger RNA. The record is from RefSeq and is a predicted model, not a curated record. Lineage: Eukaryota; Metazoa; Chordata; Aves; Struthioniformes; Struthionidae.